UAAAAUAAAUUUAAACCCUCCAAUACUUUUCCUUCCAUUUACUUUAAUUAUUCUAACAUAAAAAGUAUAAUCCCUCCAUUUCCUCUUAUUUUCCUCGAUUUUCCUCGAUUCCCCUCCCUUCCCUUCUCUUCCCUUUACCAUUUUCUAUCCAAACAAUACGUUAAGGAUCUUUUUCAUUUUCGUCUCUCCUUGCUUUCUCUCCCGCUUCCUUCCCUCUUCCUUUCUCCGUCAGGCGGUUCAUGCCCUCAGCCGAUGGAUGAGAAGGGCUGGGCGUCACCGGACGACGCUUUGGUCACCUAGCGGCUCGCUCAGAGUGCCGAUCCGAUCCGGUGGGCCAAGAAAUUCGGAUAGAGCAUUGUUGACGCUUUUUAGCUCUCGUUCGGUGCCGUGGACGUCGCUCCCGUCCCGUCGAACGAUGCCUCGAGGACAGACUGUUGCCGUUUAGCGUUGGAUGAGCUUAGCAUGGCACCUCUGUCUCCCAUCGGUCCAUCCUCGUGAAGACGGAAAAGAUCCCUCCAAUCUCCAACCAAAUCCUCAGCACACUUGUAGAUAGUUAUGAGCCAUUUUUUGAAGACCCAUGGAGAGAUUACAAUGUACCAUAUGCCAUAUUCUGAGGUUGCCUGCCAUUUCAUUGCCUUGAUGAAGGAGAUGAUUUUCAUUUCUCAGUUAAGGUGUGAAGCUCUGUGAAAAAUGUGAUUUUCUAAUUUCAGGUUUCAUCCUUUUUAGUAGUUUUUGUUAUUAUUUUGCUUUUGGAUUUGUAAAUGGCCAUUAUUAAUUUUUGUCUUUUACUUUAAUUUUAGUUUAGUUUUAGUUUGUUAGAGUUAGCAGCAUGCCAUAAAUUUAUUUAAUUUUUAUUCAAGUCAAAUUAUUAGUUUUGGAUGUAUGAUACUAAGAUGAGUAUCUUUUUAAAUUGCUUAGAAAAAUCCUAGAACUAGUCUGAUGCUUGAGAACACAUUCGGUAAAAUUGAGACCAUUAUCUCUUGAUCAUAGGAUUAAAUCUUUAAGAUACUUUUGGCUUUUAGAACUAACUCAAAAUUAAAAUUUGUGGGCUUAG
Molecule: messenger RNA, 1054 nt
Organism: Rubroshorea leprosula
Lineage: Eukaryota; Viridiplantae; Streptophyta; Magnoliopsida; Malvales; Dipterocarpaceae
Source: the annotation of a GenBank genome assembly